AUGGCGCCGCCGGACGAGGGUGCGGCAGCAGGCGGCGCGCGGCGGUGGGUGCGGCGGGAGACGCUGCUGGGCCUCGCGCUGGGCCAGUUCGUCUCGCUGCUCAUCACCGCCACCGGCUUCGCCUCCUCCGAGCUCGCCCGCCGAGGGAUCAACGCGCCCACAUCACAGUCGCUCCUGAACUACAUUCUCCUCGCUGUCGCCUACGGCGGCGUUCUCCUCUACCGGCGGCAGCCCCUCACGAUAAAAUGGUACUACUACUUAAUCCUUGGAAUUAUCGACGUGGAAGCUAAUUAUAUCGUUGUGAAGUCAUACCAGUACACAUCUUUGACAAGCGUGAUGCUGUUGGAUUGCUGGUCAAUUCCUUGCGUCAUUGUUCUUACUUGGGUAUUUCUGAAGACAAAAUAUGGGUUGAGGAAGUUCCUUGGCGUCGGAGUUUGUGUGGUUGGCCUUAUACUAGUUGUAUUUUCAGACGUCCAUGCCUCUGAUCGAGCUAAAGGACCUAAUCCAUUGAAGGGUGAUCUGUUUGUAAUUCUUGGUUCAAUGCUUUAUGCUUGCAGUAACGUUACUGAGGAGUUUGUUAUCAAGAAAAGCAACAGAGUGGAGUUGAUGGCAAUGUUGGGACUUUUUGGAGCAAUUGUCAGUGGCAUACAAAUUAGUAUACUCGAGCGAAAAGAACUUCACUCGAUUACAUGGACUACUGGUGCUGUGCUCCCUUUUGUUGGAUUCGCAGUAGCAAUGUUCCUGUUCUACUCAACUGUACCGAUAAUAUUAAAGAUAUGUGGCGCAACCAUGUUGAACCUCUCACUCCUGACUUCAGACAUGUGGGCUGUUCUGAUCCGCAUCUUCGCUUAUCAUGAGAAGGUCGACUGGAUCUACUUCGUUGCUUUCGCCGCCACGGCAGGCGGCAUCGUCUUAUACUCAUACAAGGGCUCCAAUGAAGUGGAGCAGACGGCACAGGUCGCCGGGGCCAGCGACGAGCGUGGCAAGGACCGGGACGAGGAGGCUGGAACGCAGAACCCAGUGUGA
This is a messenger RNA of Miscanthus lutarioriparius, 1026 nucleotides long. Lineage: Eukaryota; Viridiplantae; Streptophyta; Magnoliopsida; Poales; Poaceae. The record is from the annotation of a GenBank genome assembly.